UCUAUUCUCUCUCUAUGGUUCCAAAUUCUUACAGAAACUCUAUCGCGUCACACUGACAGACCCCACCCCAAUGGGAAGUUGGAAGGAGCCGAAGCCCGCGAAGGUGGAAGAGUGAAGAAGUAGAGGAAGCGAAUCAGCAAUGUACAAAACCAAGUUGCAAGUGCUUUGUCAGAAGAAUUCAUGGAGCUUGCCGGAUUACGAAACGAGCAGAGAAGGGCCCGAUCACAACCCUCGCUUCUCCUCCACCGUCACCGUCAACGGCGUUCCCUUCUCCUCCGCCUCCCCUUCCUGCUCUGCCAAACUCGCUCAGAACGACGCCGCCAUGCUCGCAUUCAUCCACUUCUCUCAACCAAACCCUACUCCUAUUCCCCUUCCUAUUCCCAAUCCUAAACCCAACCCUGUUCCUUCCCUACCUAACCUCCAUUCAUUUCCACAACCCUCUUUUGGCGCUAAUUCAACAUCAUCUUCCGCUUCAUCUGGCUCCAGCACUGAUGUUGUCAACAUGCUCCCCACAGACAGACGGUUACAACUAAAGUUGGAAGAAGCAUGCCAAACUUCUCAGACUAGUGGUCCCGUCACAGCUGUCAAAGAUGUCAUGAUAACACAAGAUCAGAAAAAUAUGUUACAUUUGUGCAAAAACCAACUGCAAAGCUAUGCUCAAAAGAGAAACAUAGGUCUUCCGGUGUACUCUUCUGAGUGGGAGGGGCCUCCUCAUGCUAUGAAAUUCAAAUGCAAAGUCACAAUUGAUGGACAGAGCUACGAGAGUCCUUCUUUCUAUUCUACAUUGAAGGAUGCUGAACAUGCUGCAGCUAAAGUUGCUUUAAUGUCAUUAUCACCAGGGGGAGUUCAAGAGGAUGUUACCGGGUUAUACAAGAAUCUUUUACAAGAAUUGGUUCAAAAGGAAGGAUUUCGUUUACCAGUUUAUAGUACCAACAAAUCUGGUCAGGCUCAUAUACCUAUAUUUGUGUCACAAGUGGAGAUAGGGGGGGAGCUUUUUACAGGAGAUCAUGCUAAAUCUAAGAAGCUGGCUGAGACAAGUGCAGCCAAGUUUGCUUAUACAGCUUUGAAAGAACGCAAAGCUAAUCAAGGACAAGCUCCUCAGUUCUCACCUAAGUGCUUAGGGGAAAAUGUCAUACCUAGUCUGCAGCACUAUGCGAAUAAAAAAUCACCUGUAAGCCAUGGCUCAGUCAUCCGGAAUCAACCUAACAAAGAUGAAGGUAAGUCAAAUCGCAGCACUCUAUCUCUUCAGCCAGCUCAUCAAGGAGAAGAUCCUAAGUUCUUAUCUGAUACAUCAGAGUCCAAUGACAUAACUGGCCUGCAACACAAUGCUAACCCAAAACCGCCUGUUAACCUUGGAUUUGCCACCCGGGGUCAACCUGACAAAGAUAAAAGUAAGUCAAAUAGGAGUUCUCUAUUUCCUCUGUCAGCUCAACAAGGACAAGAUCCUGAGUCCUCAACUGAUACAUCAGAGUCAAAUGUCAUAACUAACGUGCAACACACUGUCAAUCCAAAAUCACUUGUUAACCCUGGAUUAGUCACCCAGAGUCAACCUGGCAAAGAUAAAAAUAUUGUUACAGUGAAGAAAGGAUCUUCAACAUCUGGGAAUUCAAAUCACUGUUCAGGGGAUUCUUCCUUAUCAAAUGGCAAGUUUGUACCUCCAUUAUCUGGCAUCACCAACGAAGCUUCUGCGACCAGUGAUGCAUCUUCUACUGCAGUAAGCAGCUCAUCACCCAGAAAAAAGCUCGGUGUUUACUCACGGAAGACCAAUGUGAAAAUUGAAGAUGGUGGUACUAUUUUGCCGAUUAGCGAUGACAAAUGGGUUGCUUACUCAUAUUCUCAUUGAGAUAUUUGGAAAGCUACAAGCACCCCUGUAUCAUGUUUUGUUCCAAAAAAAUUAUGUAGAAAUGGAAUUGAGGGAGAUUAGUUAAUGUGCUAUGGUAAACAACAUGAGGUUUAUGCUUAUUUAUACACAUUGAUAACUGAAGGGAUUUCCUUGUGUUCUUAUUUUUUGCUUCUAGAUGUAAGUGCUAGCAACAAAUGAGAAAAUGAUCCACACACUUCUCACUGCUGUGCUGCCUCAGUCCACGACAGCUCCAUGAAAGGAUUUUUCAUGAUGAUUGGCGGAGCUUUUGCCUCCACCAUUUGAGGUUUCAUAAUUUUUCACCUACCACUCUGCAUUUUAUCAGCCUCUUCUGCCUCCUUCAAACCAGAAAUUUGUAACUGCACAUCUGCCUUACAUUUACUUGCAUGUAUCUUUGGUUUCUAGUUACCACAACGUUUGUGUGCCUCGUAAUUCAGAUUUCCAAUAUCCAAUGCACCUUAAUGUGAAAGGAAGUCAUUCUUCAGUUGAGUGAACCAACUUUCACAUUCAGAAAUCAAACACACAUCAUCGUUGGAAGACUCCUGGAACAGACCCGGCCACGGGCAUGACAGGUCCACGUUUUGAACGAAGAGGCUAUAGCAUGAAAGUUUGAUUUAGGACUUUGAUUUAAUUUUUAUUUAUCUCUGCCUGUUUCAAAACAUGUAGGCCAAGCACUGCCGACUCCCUUUCCACAGAGUACCUUUGUCUUUCUCGUCAGACAUAUUAAUCAUUGUCGAAAAUUCUGAGUCUCCUUAAAUCGUUUAAUAAAUCUGUACCUGAUUUAGUCUA
Lotus japonicus is the source of this 2650-nucleotide messenger RNA. Its product is annotated as double-stranded RNA-binding protein 1-like. Lineage: Eukaryota; Viridiplantae; Streptophyta; Magnoliopsida; Fabales; Fabaceae. The record is from RefSeq and is a predicted model, not a curated record. Gene Ontology annotation, molecular function: double-stranded RNA binding. The coding region runs from base 140 to 1843 and encodes 567 amino acids. The transcript has 7 exons.